AUGCCCUAUUAUUUAGCUGACCAAAGUGUGACUUCAAUAAAAAAUAACAAAGGUCGCUUUAGCGACUUGAAUGGUGAACUGUUAUUAGAUAGAGUAAAUCAAAACAAACAACGAAUCGAUGAAAUUGAAAGGAAUGUAGUUCAUAAUAAACAAACUCAUACGUUCAAAAUACAUCUUACAUUAACAAGUCAAUAUGGUGAUGAAGAAAAAGAUUUUCGAACUAAUGAAAUAAGUAAAAAUGAAGAAUUUAUUACAGUAAAUAAAAACAAUAAACGCAAACAAAGACGUACCAAUGAUUACAAUGAAAAACAAAACAAUGACGAUGCCUUAUGCAUUAUAUCGAACCAAAUUUAG
Messenger RNA from Rotaria socialis, 354 nucleotides. The record is from the annotation of a GenBank genome assembly. Lineage: Eukaryota; Metazoa; Rotifera; Eurotatoria; Philodinida; Philodinidae.